This is a messenger RNA of Sarcophilus harrisii (Tasmanian devil), 1857 nucleotides long. RefSeq names its product NmrA like redox sensor 1 (gene NMRAL1). NCBI's taxonomy places the organism in Eukaryota, Metazoa, Chordata, Mammalia, Dasyuromorphia, Dasyuridae. The record is from RefSeq and is a predicted model, not a curated record. The transcript is spliced from 6 exons. Bases 103 to 1002 code for a protein of 299 amino acids.
UCUUUCCCCAGAAGUCCCACCGCACUUAGCGGCUUCGCGGGAACGCCGGGGGAAAGAUCUUCCCAAUUCAAGUGCCUGUUCAUUCUUUCUCUGUGACUCUUCAUGGCGGACAAGAAACUGGUAGUGGUAUUUGGAGCAACUGGUGCCCAGGGUGGUUCAGUUGCCAGGACUCUCCUGGAAGAUGGGACAUUCAAAGUUCGUGUGGUGACUCGAAAUCCUAAGCAGAAAGCCGCAGAAUACCUGAGAAAUCAAGGUGCAGAGGUGGUCCGAGGAGAUCAAGAUGAUGAGAAGAGCCUGGAGCCAGCCCUGGCAGGGGCCUAUGCAGCUUUCAUUGUGACCAACUACUGGGAGAAUCUCAACCAGGAGCAGGAGAUUAAGCAGGGUAAACUCCUGGCUGAUCUAUCCAAACGUCUGGGCUUGAAUUAUGUGAUCUACAGUGGACUGGAGAAUGUGAAGAAGCUGACAGGCGGCCAGCUGAUAGUCAGACACUUUGAUGGCAAAGGGGAAGUUGAGGAAUACUUCCGGGCCUUGGGAGUACCAAUGAUCAGUGUCCGGCUGCCUUGCUACUUUGAAAACCUUCUCACCUACUUCCUACCCCAGAAGGCUCUGGAUGGAAAGGGUUACUUGCUGAAUUUGCCCAUGGGUGACGUCCCAAUGGAUGGAAUGGCAGUAGCUGACCUGGGUCCCGUGGUGCUGAGCCUGCUGAAGUCCCCAGAAGAGUACGUGGGCCGCAACAUUGGGCUUAGCACCUGCAAGCACACGGCCACGGAGUACGCCUCCUUUCUCUCUAAAUACACUGGGAAGACUGUGCAGGAUGCCAAGACCUCACCAGAGGAUUAUGAGAAACUUGGCUUCCCUGGGGCACAGGACCUGGCCAACAUGUUCCGCUUCUACACGAUGAAUCCAGACCGAGAUGUGGAGCUGACCCUGAAACUCAACCCCAAGGCCAGAACUCUGGAACAGUGGUUAGACCAGCACAAAGAUGCUUUUGCAAACCUGUGACAGGUCUGCUGCUAUCUUCCUCCCAUUGCCAACAUGAUCCAAUAAUCCAGUUCUUAGCAUAUAGCUCCUGCUAGCUUGCUUUGUUUUGUUAAUUGUUUUAAGGCCAUUGUACUUGUAGUUUAAAAUAAAAUGCUUUGUUUCUAUUCUGGAGCUCCAAUCAAAUUAGGAACAGACAUGGUUAAAAUUCAAGAUAGCAGCUACAAGAUGAAUAUGUGGAAUAGAGCCAUCAAGGAUGGCUCAGGUUCCGAAACUAGGUACCCAAAAGGAUGCUGAUGUUCUUAAAAGAAUUAUAUAUGUUUGAAAGGAGGGGAUUUGGAGGCAAGGAUAAUGAAUUCUCUUUUUGAUGUGUAGAAUUUUAGAUUCUUAUGAGACAUUCAAGUAGAAAUACACUGCCAGCAGUCAGAAAUGAAGGAAUUGCCCUCAGAAGAAAGAAAGGGCUGAAUAUGUAGAUUUGGGAAGCAUCUGGAAUAGAACUGAGUUAUUAAAGCCAUGGAAUCCCUGGCAGAUUACUAAGAGUGAAAAGGAAGGCAAAACCAAAGACAGAGUCCUAGGGGUACACUUACCCAAAGUGAAAAAGCCACGGAUACUGAUCCUGUUGAGAAGGCCUAAAGAACAAGUAGUAGUAGUAGUACCAGGAAACAGGGAAACUCUAGGAGGAAGAAAUAUAGUCAAGUCUCAGACAUUACAGACUUCAAGAAAGAUGGGGCUACAAAAUGAUCUUACCCUCAAGUGGCUUACAUUAUAGAGGAGGGGACAGCAUGCACAAAAUAUAUAUAGUGCAAAUUAGGAGGUAGUCUUAGAGAGAAGGGAUAAGGAGUAGGAGGAAAUGUUCAUAUUGGCCAUGCUCACAAAUAU